Messenger RNA from Diabrotica virgifera virgifera (western corn rootworm), 1052 nucleotides. RefSeq names its product protein MAK16 homolog (gene Rbm13). Gene Ontology annotation, cellular component: nucleolus; preribosome, large subunit precursor. NCBI's taxonomy places the organism in Eukaryota, Metazoa, Arthropoda, Insecta, Coleoptera, Chrysomelidae. Gene Ontology annotation, biological process: maturation of 5.8S rRNA; maturation of LSU-rRNA. The transcript has a single exon. The record is from RefSeq and is a predicted model, not a curated record. The coding region runs from base 90 to 1001 and encodes 303 amino acids.
UCUUUUCUUUUAAGGUUAUGUUUUUAAAAUAUCACGUGUAAACGUGAAAAUCUAAGUCUUCGCCUGAAGUAUUGUAAUUAAAGUUAAAAAUGCAACACGACGACGUUGUUUGGAGUAUUAUAAACAAAACACAUUGUUCAUACAAGACUCAAACCAAGACACAAAAGUUUUGCCGUAACGAAUAUAACCUUACAGGUCUGUGCAACAGAUCGGCUUGUCCCUUAGCAAACAGUCAAUAUGCAACGAUCAGGGAAGAAAAUGGUAUAAUCUAUCUGUUUAUGAAGACUGCCGAGCGGUCAGCGUUUCCAAAUAAGACCUGGGAAAAGGUAAAACUAUCCAGAAACUUUGAAAAGGCCAUACAUCAAAUCAAUGAAAAUUUACUCUAUUGGUCUGGUUUUAUUAAGUCAAAAUGUAAGCAGAGGUUCGUAAAAAUAACACAAUACUUAAUUCGAAUGAGAAAGUUGAAAUUACGAAGACAGAAAUUGCUGGUUCCGAUUCAAAGUAAGGUAGAACGAAGAGAAAGACGCAGAGAAGACAAAGCUCUCAUAGCUGCUCGAAUUGAAAAGGGAGUUGAGAAAACGUUGUUAGACCGUUUGAAACAAGGCGUGUACCAAGAUUUGUACAAUAUAUCUCCACAAACAUUCGAUGAAGCAGAGCAAGAGAGAGAAUUGGAAUCUGAGGAAGAGGUAGAACAAGAAAUGGAAAUGGAAAACGAAAUGGAGGAAGACGUAGAUACACCGGAAUUUGUUGCAGCAGAUUCAGAUGAUGACAGUGAUGUUGAAAGUGAAAGUGGUAAUCCUGAGGAAGUGGAUUUAGACAGUAGUUUUGAAUCUUCAGACGGUUCAGAUAUUGAAGAUAUAAGACCUAGUACUUCAAAGAAGAGCCAGACACCUGUAAAUAAGAAAGGUACACCCAAACCUGGAUCCAGUAAGAAGAAGCGUAGAUCUAGGGUUGAAAUUGAAUAUGAACAUGAACCAGCUCAAAGACUGUCUGUUAGUUAAAUUUUUUUAAUUGUGAUUGUUACACUUUCUUUAAUAAAUAUGUUAAGGCGA